CGGUACUUCAAGGCGGGCAAUUUUGAAACUAGCUACUCUUAAGUUAUCCAGUCGUAAUUUUGCAUUACAUCGAUUUUGCAUUAGUUAUUAGUUGCCUAGUUAAAUUGUGUGAUAUAUUUAUUUGCUAACUAAAUAAUUGUUUUUUUUCUCAUUUCGUAAGUUAGCUAGCUUGUUGUCGUUAGCUACUAGCCAGCUAACGUUAAUGUGCAGUCUUGCUAGCUAGCUAACCAGCCACCGAAUUAAUGUAUUAGUAAAUAAGUUGGACAGACGGCAAGGAUGAGCAACGAGACACCUCAAACAUUUUUGUCUGGUCAGUAUGUUCGCUAUUUUGUUCUUUAUUUCUUAAUUUAGAGAAGUGCUUCUGUUUCGUGCUUGCCUGUAACUAGCAGAUGUGUGGUUCACUCCAAAAUCAAAUGUUUUAAUGGCGAGAUGAUUCUCACUGUCAGUCAAAUUGUCAAAUGUUAUCUAUUGUGUAGACUCAGUUAGACAGCUAUGCCCCAAUCUCAAAUCAAUGGGGAAGAUGGGCAUAAUUUAUUUCCAUAAUUUUAAUGUAUAUCUUGCCCAUGUCUUUUCAUAUUGAGGCAUACAGCUGGAUCUUCACAACGGAUGGAUUUGAAGAUGGACUCCUCUCGACAUUAGGCCAAGCUUUUAGAUACAAAAAAAAUAUAGAAAAAAAAAUACUGUAACUUUACCAGUCAAGGGACCAGUGAAGUCAUGUUGCUAACUAAAGAUCUCACAUCAUUGUUAGCUGUAUAAAGGGAUGCCGGUGUUGAUGGUUGGGCCAUUCUUUGUCUUAUCAUACCAGAUUCUACCAGCCAACCACGAAGGAGGUCAGCGCGGUUGACCUCUCCAAAUCAAAAUGUCCCCAACUCGGUAAGUAGUACCUUUGUCACCAGCUAGACACCACCAGUCUUUCUGAACCAGUAACAUUUCAAUUGACCUAUUGACAUAGUCAAACUGCCUCCUGCAAACAUCUUCAGUAUUGUCAGUGCUUUGUCUAAGGAUAUAUAAUGUUACUGUAAUCCACAGGCUCCUACAAACGCCAUGAAACGCAGCAUCACUGUGAGGAAGAUUGCACCCAGGAAAACACAAUUCAAUGUAAGUUGAAAGAACACAGCUAAUUAUUUUCCAGAAUAAGCUGCAUAGUUUUAAAAUGUUUGGUCCUGCUAUUUCUUAUCAGCCCAGUCAUAUGUGCACAAUUGCUUUUGUUUCAGGUACUCUCAAAUGACAACAAAGAAAAUGAACAAAGAUUGUCUGAAGGCAGUCAGAAGAAGACCAAAAUUUCUACCCCAGGACCUGCCCAGGUUCCUCCACCAAAAGCCACCAUGCUCUCCCCGAUCUUGGCUCCCUCACCACCCUGUCCCCAGGCUGCAGCGGACCCUGAGGACUCGGCAUGGUCACAGAAGGUGCGUCGGUCCUACAGCCGCCUAAGCCUAGGGGAUAGUUCGUUUGAGCAUCCGCAAGGCCAGGCCGUGUCCUCCCCAUCUCCUCUGCGUCGGGAGACCAUGUUUGGGUUUGAGAAGCUUCAGACACCCCAGGUUCUCCGCAAAGUGGAGCAGUCCAGGGUGGGCCCUGAGGCCUCCAGGUCUCUCAGUGGGGUCAGCUCCUUCACCCUGCUAGAAGGGGACGACAGUGCUGCCACUGCUCCCGACCCUGAGCCAGAUGUCAACAUCCCUGGAGUCGCUAUGGUAAAGGAGAAGAGGAGGAGGAGGAAGAAGGUUCCUCAACUAAAAGUAAGUGAGAUCAUAACUGUAAUUAGCGGAUACUCACUGCUCUCAGGGCAGGUCUGCCAGGUUUUGACUAGCAGAAAUGACUACGCAGCUGGUUAGGAGAAUUAUGAAUAGGGUUAGCUAAAAUACUAAAAUUGUCCGCAACUCCAACAUAUCUAGCUACAACUACCCUGAAAACAGUCUUGGUUUCCAAUAAUGAGAUUCUGUGAGAAAAGAGGGCAUAUGGAUAGUCAACUUAACCGUAGUAGACUACAGUGUACAUUACCACCAUCAAGAUAUGAUAAGUAACACUUAUUGCUCGCUUAAACUAUUUUCAAGAUGGAGAUGUGCAAGAACCUAUACCAUAUGUAUCUUUGUGUUGAUCUAAUUUUCAAUUCCCUUCCUACCCAGCUGGCAGAGCUUGAUGACCUUGCGGCAAAGAUGAAUGCAGAGUUUGAGGAGGCGGAAGGAUUUGAUUUGGUGGUGGAAUAAACUCAUAGGUCAUCCACAAAGACUUCGACAUGUAACUACAAAGCCUUUUUGCCAAGAUUGGAGAAAGUACACAUUUGUAAUUUCUAUGAUUGAAUUUCAAAGGCAAUGAGGCGUUAAAGUAGUUGAUAUUUGCAUGAAUAUGGCACCUAUGGGAACAACAAACAUAGGAUUACCUUACAAUACAGAGAUGUAGAUAGGCUUUUUCACCGUUCUAAAUGUGAGAUUGGUUUCAAAACUGACCUAAUGCGAGUUGUGUAAUCUUAAAACCGGAUUCUAUCUUCACUGAUGUUCCUGUCACUUUGAUAGGUUGAAUGAUAUUUCUUUUCUUUUUGAGACUACAACUUCAUUAGGUCACAGGGACAUCAUCUUGUGUUGAUGAGCACCCUUUAUAUUUUAAAUGAUUGUUAAAUCAUUGUAAAUUGGAUUACAGACAGCGGGUGUGUUUUAACCUGUAAGACGUAUUUACAAAGCAUAUUCUGUGAUGUUGAGAUUACAGCUGUUUGUUUUUUGUUUUUUACUUUGUUAGUUUCCUAAGUGUUAGAAUUUGGGACAGAAGAUGUCCAAACUAAUAAUCUUUAUCAUGGCAGCUUGUCAUGUCCUACAAUGAUUUCAGAACUUGUGCUUUUGGAUUUGAUUGAACCUGCAUGUCAUGCAUCCACCAAUCACAUUUGUUCCCUAGAGGGUGCUCUCACCCUCUCAUUGUGGCUUCUUCAUCACUGUUUUAACAUAAAAAAAAAAAAAUUGUAAUUAUCUUUAUUCCUCUCAUAUGAUUGUUUUGAUAUUAGUGAUUAAGACUUUAUCUGAUCACAUGUAUUAUCUGAUCUAAAACACUUCUUCUUAUUGGCUGACUUCUUCUCCGUGACCGACUCCAGUAUAUCCUAUGGUUGAAGAGGUCUCUUCCUGCAUUUUUUUGUUGUUGUUGUAAGGACUAGCAUAUAGUUGUGUUGCUUUUUGCGAAUUUCUGUUUCAUGAAUAUAAUAAAUAGUUUGAGCUAA
This is a messenger RNA of Coregonus sp. 'balchen', 3196 nucleotides long. Lineage: Eukaryota; Metazoa; Chordata; Actinopteri; Salmoniformes; Salmonidae. The record is from the annotation of a GenBank genome assembly.